Messenger RNA from Vidua chalybeata, 2825 nucleotides. RefSeq names its product phosphatidylinositol-5-phosphate 4-kinase type 2 beta (gene PIP4K2B). The transcript has 10 exons. Gene Ontology annotation, molecular function: phosphatidylinositol kinase activity. Gene Ontology annotation, biological process: phosphatidylinositol metabolic process. The record is from RefSeq and is a predicted model, not a curated record. NCBI's taxonomy places the organism in Eukaryota, Metazoa, Chordata, Aves, Passeriformes, Viduidae. Bases 8 to 1279 code for a protein of 423 amino acids.
GUCCGCCAUGGCCGCGAACUGCGCGGGGGCCGCGGGGACGGCGGCGGGAGCCGUGGCCGCCGUGGGCUCGGCCCUGAGCGCCAGCAAGACCAAGACCAAGAAGAAACACUUCGUGUGUCAGAAGGUGAAGCUGUUCCGGGCCUCGGAGCCGCUGCUCAGCGUCCUUAUGUGGGGGGCGAACCACACGAUCAAUGAGCUCAGCAAUGUUCCCGUCCCCGUCAUGUUAAUGCCCGAUGACUUUAAAGCCUACAGUAAGAUUAAGGUGGACAAUCAUCUAUUCAACAAGGAGAACCUGCCCAGCCGCUUCAAAUUCAAGGAGUAUUGUCCCCUGGUGUUCCGGAACCUCCGGGAGAGAUUUGGGAUCGAUGACCAGGACUACCAGAACUCGGUGACACGCAGCGCCCCGGUGAACAGCGACAGCCAGGGCCGCUGCGGCGCGCGCUUCCUCACCACCUACGACCGGAGGUUCGUCAUCAAGGCCGUGUCCAGCGAGGACGUGGCAGAGAUGCACAACAUCCUCAAGAAGUACCACCAGUUCAUCGUGGAGUGCCACGGGAACACGCUGCUGCCCCAGUUCCUGGGCAUGUACCGGCUCACCGUGGACGGCGUGGAGACCUACAUGGUGGUCACCAGGAACGUCUUCAGCCACAGGCUGACUGUGCACAGGAAGUACGACCUGAAGGGCUCAACAGUAUCCAGGGAAGCAAGUGAUAAAGAGAAGGCCAAGGAUCUGCCAACGUUCAAGGACAACGACUUCUUGAAUGAGGGGCAGAAGCUGCACGUUGGGGAAGAGAGCAAAAAGAACUUCCUUGAGAAGCUGAAACGGGAUGUGGAGUUCUUAGCCCAGCUGAAGAUCAUGGAUUACAGCCUGCUGGUGGGCAUCCACGACGUGGACCGGGCCGAGCAGGAGGAGAUGGAGGUGGAGGAGCGGGCGGAGGACGAGGAGUGCGAGAACGACGGCCUGGGGGGGAACCCCAUCUCCUCCUACGGGACCCCCCCCGACAGCCCCGGCAACCUCCUCAACUACCCGCGCUUCUUCGGGCCCGGAGAGUUCGACCCCUCCGUGGAUGUGUACGCCAUGAAGAGCCACGAGAGUGCCCCCAGGAAGGAGGUUUAUUUCAUGGCCAUCAUCGACAUCCUCACGCCCUACGACACCAAGAAGAAAGCUGCACACGCUGCCAAGACAGUGAAACACGGGGCCGGGGCCGAGAUCUCCACGGUGAACCCCGAGCAGUACUCGAAGCGCUUCAACGAGUUCAUCUCCAGCAUCCUGGCAUAGUGCUGCAGGGCUGCAGGGCUGCAGGGCUGCAGGGCUGCAGGGCUGGGGGCUCCUGCAGCCCGGGACAGCACAGCCACUGCUGCAGCAGCAGCGGGGCGCGCGUGGCACCGCGUGACAAACCCAUCCUCAUCCUCGCUGCUGUGGCACAAGUGCCCGGAUCUCACAUCUCUGAGGGCUUUAACAAACAAGCCAAGUGCAUUGUUCCAGCCCUGCCCGCAGUGCCCAGCGACGUUUCCUCCUCUUGCUGAGGGGCUGGGACAUGGGUGGCACUGUCCCCAAGGGUGGCACUGUCCCCAAGGGUGGCACUGUCCCCAAGGGGCCGGUGGAGCAGUGCCUGACUCACCAACCACUCCUUGUUUUUUGUGUUGUUGUUGUUGUUGUUUUAUUGGACUGGCUUUGCCAGAAAAAAGAAAGAAAAAAAAAAAAAACCAAAAAAAAAAAAAAAAACCAACAAAAACCCCUUUUAUUUCCCUCUCGGUAGGAAUUGGAAGGAAAAUAGCUCACCAUUUCAAGGAUGGGAAAUAGAACUCUGAUAAAAAGGAGGAGUUGCUGAACUUUAGGUAAAUUCAGACUGGGACACUUUAUAUUUUUUUGGUUAAUUUAAGGAAUGGGAAAAAAAAAAAGGAAAAAACAACAAAAAAAAAACACCACCACUUUUUUGUAACUGCACUUGAUUUACAAGAAAGAUGAGGGAAAUGAACAUCUACCAAAGAUGAUCUCUGAAAAAAAUAAAAAGGUGUAACUCCUAAAAGCUAAAAACAAGCAGAGAAGUGAGAGAGGCAUUGACCAACCUCAGCUCAUUAUGUGCUCAGACCUGGGCUGAUUUCAGUUGGCCAGCUCUGAAGAUUUCCUAAAAAGAAAAGGAAAAAAAAAUUUUAAAAAAAGGCAUUUUUGUACCUGUAGAUCCAGGCUAAGAUUUUGGGCCACUUCCUCAGCCAGGAGUGGCUCUGAGGUCACCAUCACAAUCCUGCCAGUGUUAAUUAGCUAAUUAAUCAUUCAGUCUUCCUUCCCCACCCCACCUGCAACAGGUACUUGAAUCUGUGUCCUGACAGAGGUUGCUGGGUUGGUUUUUUUGUGUUUUAUUUUUAAAAAAAAAUGUGACUUGCACAGAAGGAAUUGGCCUGGCUGCCAGGGGCAGUGCUGGGAGCUGGGCUCAUCCUGCUCCACCCCCCCGGGCGACCCUCCAGGAGUGGAAAUGGUGGAACUCUCAGCCCAGAUUUCUUUUCCAGCCCCCCCUGAAGGAUUUUGGGACUGAUUGGAGUGACUGAAAUCGUCCUGUUUUGUCUCCUUUAACCCUUUCACAGCCAUGCUCGGCAGCCUCGCUGUGGGUUUUGUUAGCUCUGCUGCACAAGAGAACUUUCAGUUCUUUGUUUUGGGAUUUGUUGUUUGUUUGUUUUUUAAAUUUUGUUUUCAUUUCCUUUCUCUUUUUAAGCAGGAUUUAGAGUUUUGAACAAACCUCUUUGCAGUUGAAACAUGUUGCUUAAUCUGCCUUGGAACUGUUUUUCACACAUGCCUUUGUUUGGGGAAUAAGCUCUUGGGAAUGUCA